AUGUAUCACUACAGCGAUAUCGAACAAUUGAAGAGCUUACGCGACAGCGGCUUCAAUUGGGAGUCGGGAAAAGAGCGCUUGGCUUUUUUCAGUAAGCUCAAUACUUUGAUAUUCAAUUGGAAAGACCCGCUCCCGGAUGUCCGAGAGAUCUUUCGUCCCAGAGAGAUCGACGAGCUCAUCAUCGAGUCCAUGAAAUGCGUGAGGAAACCCGGACUCAUCCGAUGGCCGUUUAUCUCGGUGGUCAAAUUCUUGAUCAAAACCGGCUACGAGGACGAACCGGAGCUCGAUGAAGACGGCGAGGUAAUUUUGCUGCGGACCACACCGCUGCAUUACGCGGCGAGCGACGUCCUCCUGUUCAGCUUCGCGAUCGGCCAUCUGUUUCGAAUCUAUCCCAGAUUCGACGCGAACUACGCGAGCGAGUCGGGCUUGACUCACUUGCACGUGGCGUGCAUGUUCAAGAGCUGCGAGCGAUUCGUCAAGGAAUUUCUCGACAACGGCCAAGAUUCCAAUCUUCCGUGUCGGGGAAAGGGCGAAACGCCUCUGCACUUGGUGGCGCAGUGGGGCGAGAAGGAAAUCAUUCACUUCCUGCUGAUGAGAGGCGCCGAUCCACAGUUGACCAACGCCGAGGGAGAGACGGCUUUGCACGACCUGUGCAAGAGAAGCCGCGACGAUCUGGUAGAGAUGUUCUUGAAAGUCAACAAACAAUUCAGCAAGUCGAUCAAUAUCGACGCCGUGGACGAUUGGGGUCGGAUACCUCUGCUGGUGGCUCUGAACCGUAGCGACAAGAAGUCGGCCUUGCUGCUGCUGAAGAAAGGCGCCAAGUCGAAUGCGGCCGACGAGAUGGGAUUUACAGCACUGCACCUGAUGUGCCGGAGAAAUUACGACAUCAAAUCGAUCGAGGAGAUUCUCGACGCCAUGGCCGGCGACUGUCCGGUCAACGCCCGGGACUUGAAAGGACGAACUGCUUUGCAUUACGCAUUGUACCACGCCGACAAGGACGUGAUCGAGCUGUUGCUGAGACGAGGCGUGGAUCCCAACACGCCCGACAACGAGGGAAUCACCGCCAUGCACUGCAUCAGCCGGAGACGACUACCCGCCGACGACUUGGCCAAGACGCUGCUCAGAGUCUGCGGCGAAAUCGAUCGUGUGGUGCAGAUCGGCUUCAGGGACAAGGGGUGCCGUACACCGCUCGAAUGGGCCGUGGCGAAUCAUCAGCCGCAUCUGGUCGAGAGACUCCUGCAGCGUAGCAAGAAGGUGGAACGAAAAAGAAAAAAUGAGAUCCCAACAAGCAAAAAUUUUUAG
Trichogramma pretiosum is the source of this 1302-nucleotide messenger RNA. Its product is annotated as ankyrin-1-like. Gene Ontology annotation, molecular function: protein binding. The coding region runs from base 1 to 1302 and encodes 433 amino acids. The record is from RefSeq and is a predicted model, not a curated record. NCBI's taxonomy places the organism in Eukaryota, Metazoa, Arthropoda, Insecta, Hymenoptera, Trichogrammatidae. The transcript has a single exon.